AUCGGGCGCCAUUGCCAGAUCUCUUGAAAAUCAAUACAGAAAUGAAGAAAGAAAUCGUAGUAAUGAAGAUUAUCCUUAUCGCUCUACUAGACGUAACAGGUGGGUACAUGGAUUUGAUUAGAUGUUAAUUUUUGUUUUGCGCACAACGUUUUCUGUGUUUAAGUAAUCAUCAAAAUAUAAUUCCCAAAACAAUUGAAUGAAAUAUGUGCUAAAGUGUUCUAUUUCACAUAAUCAUUGAAAACAAUAUUAACUGCAUCAUAAAUUUAAAGAAAGAAAAUGAUAACAAAAAAAAAAUUACUUUUAUCAUUGUAAAAUUUUUAUGUACAGCGCGGUGAGCUCAGCCCUAGGCUGGGGUACCGCGCUAUAUAAGACUUCUUCUUCUUCUUCUUAUUAUUAUUUUUCAAAUAUAUAUACCAAUAUUUAUAUAUAUAUAUAUAUAUAUAUAUAUAUAUGUGUGUGUGUGUGUGUAUGAUUUUGAUUUCUUGUAUCGGAUUUAUUGAUAUUUUAUAAAGCCAAUUUAAUUUAAAUAGCACGUGUUUUGAUCUGUGUCAAUAAAACGUGUUUUAAUAUUUAUCAUUGUAAAAUUUUUAUGUACAGCGCGGUGAGCGCAGCCCUAGGCUGGGGUACCGCUCUAUAUAAUACUUCUUUUUCUUUUUUUUAUUAUUAUUUUUUAAAUAUAUAUAUCAAUAUUUAUAUAUAUAUAUAUAUAUAUAUAUAUAUAUGUGUGUGUGUGUGUGUAUGAUUUUGAUUUCUUGUAUCGGAUUAAUUGAUAUUUUAUAAAGCCAAUUUAAUUUAAAUAGCACGUGUUUUGAUCUGUGUCAAUAAAACGUGUUUUAAUCAUCCGUUGUAGUCGUCAGAGUAGCAGCUGAGGUCAAACUGACGUCACUGCUAAAGAUUACGGACUUGAAUCUUGCACUUCAUCCAAUAAAUAUAACAACAUACAGUGUAACACUCGGAAGCUGUGCUCUCAACUGUCGCAACUCUCAGAAGAAAUGUUGCAGUUUUUAUUACAACAAAGCAACGAGGUUGUGUACAAUGGGUAAGUCUAUAAUAAUUUCAUGAUUAAAAAACAAAGUUUGACAUCGUAUGAUAUUGAUUAUUUAAAUAAUUUAAAUCGUGUGGCAAUUUAUUUAUUAUAUAUCUUAACGCUAUGUCACCAUUAACACAAUCUUUUUUGAAAUUAUAGCUUUUUUUUAUUUCAGAUAUAUCAUGACCCAUUUUUAUCAAUUAAUAAAGACUUAUGUUAGAACUUUGGAUUUAAUUAUUUAAUGCCUUAAGCAAAAAUAUUAAUUGUUAUUUUUAAUAUAAACGUGAGUCUAAAGGGGAAGUCUGGCUCUUCGCCAACAAGAUUAAGAUGUACUAGAAACUAAGAGUACGAACAGUUAAUCCAUGAAAGAAUGAACACAAAGUGUAUAUCUAUAAAUGACAUUCUUACGUCUUCGCGUGGUCUUGGAGUGGCUAUUGACACUUUCUAAAAUUGCUUACGAAACCGACCAUCGAUUGGCCACCUUGUUUUGCUCCUUCAUAGACUGCUGUUAGCCAGCGGGAACGUUGCUAAGCAAUGAUCUCCCAUGUUUGCUUACCUCAUGUACCUUCUAAAAAGUGUGAUUGAAUAGCAACCGGUGCCAUUGAAUAAAUCUGGCCCCUUUGCAAAAUCUCAAUACAGCAGCUUCUUUGGAAUACGGCCUGCCUCCACUCUCUGUACAUGGCUAAACCAGAGUAGACAUUGCUUGCUGAGACCAAAGAAUAAUCUGCAUAUUAUACCUCACUUUAAAAAUAGGCAAACAUAAGACACAAAUAUUUACAAUUAAUUUCUAAACUAGACAUGUAAUAAUGAGAAUUAUUUAAGUAAAACGAUUUUUAAGAAAAGCAUUGCAAAUUAUCAACCAUAACUAAUUGAAUAGUUUUUUUUUAAAAUAUGUUUAUUUUAAAAUAUUUUAAAUCAAUUAAUCGUGUCUAAUUAAGGUUACUGGAUCAUACCGUCCCAAACCACACGGAAUGAAAUGACUGAACUUUACUCUCUGGGACUGUUCUGUGACCCAACCAACGCAAGUAGUGUAUGUACCAGAAAUAAAAUGUCUUGUAAGUCAUUUUUUUUGUAUAACACAAUAAAUUAAUAGCGUUUGUGCAAUUAAUAUCCCUUCUUGUAAGGAAACGUUUCAAUCAUUUUUUUUUAAAAUUCUCAAUAUUUCUUCAAUAAAAUGGGGGAAUUAUUUUAAUUUCGAUAUUGUUAGUUAACGUAUUAGGAUUAUUUAUGUCAGUGUCCGGAACUUACAGUUAUUUGUAAAAAACAUUUUGAAUUUGCUUUUAUACAUAGAAUGUUUUUUUAAGUUUUUAUUGUAUAACUAUUCAAAAUAAAUUUCAUGCAACAGGCGAUUCCAACGAUGGAUUUACGUUGUCCAUACAGACUCAAGCUGACCCGAUGAUUUUAAAGACAUUCUGUAACACCACGGCCAACUUCAAGGUGGUGACAAAAGGAGGUACUACCGUGUGUGUUUGGAUAGCAAAUAUACAUACUAGCUACACAACAGCCAGAGCUGCUUGUAUAGGUAAGCUUACUAUUAUUAUUUAUUUAUUUAUUUAUUUAGACAUUUUUAUAUAGCGCUUACCAUAAAGCUCUAAGCGCUUUACAAUUAUUAAAAACAUGUAAACUAAGUAAAAUAAAAAUGAGACACUAGGAUAGUAACUACUAUACUACAGAAACAAUGAAAAUGGCUAUAAAACGAGGACACUUUGACACGUUUUGGCCUAUACUUAUUAAUGUUCGUUUGAAGUAACACACACACUUCUAAAUAUAUCAUUGUUUGUCUUCAUUGAAUUAAAUAAACUUAUUUAAAUAUGUUUGCAGAAAAACUAUUCUUUUUGGUUCAAAAAUAUAUAUUUGUAGGACAAGACAUUUUAAUAUCUUAGUUUUUUGACAUAUAAAUUGGUGCAUACAUUUUGACGGGACAUUCAUUAAGCCGGCUUAGACAAGAUGAUCAUGAAACGUUUCCAAACAGUGUGUCACGACAUACUGGUUGGUAUGUUGCAAUCGUUGGCACUAUGUAUGCCCUCAAAUUUAAAUUUAGUAGUUCGGCAGUUCCGCAAUAGUAUGAAGGCUAAGCUAUAGGAACAGUGCAUGGUGUCUCUAUCAUUUCCCACCACAUGGCGAAAGCUGUAAACAGCUUCACUAACCUUGACAGCACCCUGUACCUGAGCGUAAACAUCGAUGAUGAGGGGAACACUCGAAUUGCAAGAUCCAGCGCAAUGCUCGGAAUAAUGUUUACGAAUUUACGGACAAGGUGUGGCAUAAGCACCAAAUAACAAAAUAAACUUUUACAAGACAGCUGCGUUACAAACGCUAAUAUAUAGAAAAGUGAAACGUGGACAGCCUUUCAACGCCACGAUAGCAAACAAAACCAUUUUCAAACCACGAGCCCCUGACAAAUCAUUAACCUCAGAUGUCAGGACAAGGUUCCAGCUUUAGGUGUACUCGCAGAGAUAUUUUUCUCUAGCACUGACAGAUUAUUAAACCAGCCGCAGGUUCACUGCGCUGGACUUUUUGCAAGAUUAGCAGACGAAUCUUGUCCAAAAGAGAAUUUUAUGUUCAACUCAAACAGGUGAAGUGAUUUGCCGGGGGGGGGGUGUGGGGGGUACGGAGAGGGGGUGAAGAAAUACACCAAACAGUAAAAGCAACUUUGCGAGCAUUUCACAUUGAACCGGAUAUUUGGGAAGAGUUCUCCACGGUUCGAGAAGAUAAAGAUCUCGUGGCGACCCUCCUUAUACACACGGGUUAAAUGCAACAGGUGGCUAACAGAACGUAUACCUAAAAAAAGAUCUUUGAGUUCACUCACUACCUGUAGAUGACCCAUCCAUCCCUUGACUUCUCUACAAUAACAUUUCAUAUGCCAUCUGCGCACCCACAGCCAGUUUCAGCCUCAGCAGCAAGCCCCGACGACAAGCACCAUUAACAAACUGUUGUUUAAAUGGUCAUUAUCGAUUUUUGACGGACGAACAACAUUUUUCAGUUUCUAUGUGUUUCGUGCGAAUGUAACGGGAAACGUAAAAAUCUUUAAAAUGUUAUUGUGUUCAAAAGUGUAACUAUGAAUGUGAUUUUUUUUUUAAAGAUUAUUUAUUUUUCUAUUCGCUGUAUAGUUAUAUUUUUUACAAUUUAUUCAUAAAUGUUCGUAUUGUUUGAAAGUUCUAGAUAAUCUCCAGCAUCAGGGUAGCAAAGCUGAAAAACCGUGUGGCUAAACUUUUAUAUUCAAAAGAUCCUCCACUGUGAGACUUUUUAAAAGCUCUUGCCUAAAUGUUUAGGUAAAAUCAUCAUUGUACAUUUGUGUUGCCUAAAAUAGUUUUAACAUUGGACAAUAUUCAAAUUUCGUUUUUUUUUUUUUUAAAUUAAAUUCUUUUUGAAAGGUAUGAUUAUCUUUAACUUUUUAAUGUAUUUUAUUGGUUAAGUUUUUCUUUUGGUUAUGAUGUAGUCCCAUUUUAAAAUUGGACAAUAUUCAAAUUUCGUUUUUUUUUUUUUUAAAUUAAAUUCUUUUUGAAAGGUAUGAUUAUCUUUAACUUUUUAAUGUAUUUUAUUGGUUAAGUUUUUCUUUUGGUUAUGAUGUAGUCCCAACUCCGUUGGAUGGGCCAUGUAGCCCGUCUGGAAGACAACCGGGUCCCUAAACAGAUAGUCUUCGGAGAACUCCCGCUAGGCAAGCGCCACCAAGGAGGUUUUAAAAGAAAAAAAAGUUGCAAGGACUCACUGAAAGCGGCACUUAAGGUCUUCAAUCAUCUUGAAUUGUGCAGACAGCCCAAGACAAAGCCAUGUGGAGAUCUGCUGUCAAGAAGGGGGCUCAAUCUCAUGAAGCCGCAGUAGGUUAGCCACAGCUGAGUGAAGCAGGCUAACCCGAAAGAGCAACAUUGGAUCACCGACUACAGCAACUAUCCUCUGCCCGAUGUGUCAGAGAUCAUUCCUAGCACGGUUGGACUCGAAAACUCACCAUAGCACGCUCCCCCAAAGGGAGUGGCUACAUGGUCCCAUUCGAUGUUGACGGACGAACAACACCGUCUGGUUAUAUCUUUUUGUAAAUGUAAUCAGAUGUAUUAUUUGGUUCGUUGCAUAAACAAUACACAACACAAGACUAAAAUAGGUGUACAUAGAAAGUCAAAACCAAAGCUAGUGAUAUUAACAAUAUUUAAUUUUGUUCAACUAUUAAGUUUAUAUAAAAAUACAAAAUCAAAUAUUCCUAAAAAAAGAAAUCUUAAAAUACAGAAACAUUAAAUAAAAAUAAUAUUACAAGAAUGUUAAUCUACAUACAGGAAAAAAUCCAGAAAGAAUAUUAAGUCUCGAAUAAACUUAGUGUCUUUGAAUCCAGCAAAUCUCAAUCGGCUGGCUUAGCUUCCAGCUUAUAUAUAAAGAGGGAGGUGAAACGUUCAAAAAAGAAAUUCUAAAACUUGCAUUAAACGAGCGUAUUCUCCCAAUUCCACAUUUAGAAUAUACUCGAACGUAAACAACCUUUUCCCAGUUUAGAGAGAGUGGGUACUGGGAGAGUGCUAAACAUUUAAUAGUUUAUUUUCAUAUCACAACCAUGGAGAGGAAGAUAAGUGAUGUGCGCUUUUACCUUUACUUUGAAACAAAAUUAGGUCAAAACACAGGCUAUAGAUGUACAUGCAAUACUACAAAGCACGAAAUAAAAAAUGUUAAAAGAAUUUUUAAAGAAGGUUUUCAAGCGUAUAUGUCUAUAUCUUGAUCCAUAACUAGAUCCGUUACAGUAAUUUACUUAUGGUUUCACUGUCAUGGAAGAAGUGUGUACCAAGCCAUUCAUCAGUCAUAAUAACAUUGCGCACCGGGAAAUUAUCUGCCAUACAAACAUUGUGUACGAAACAAUCUAGCUAUAUCACAAACAAUGUGUACAGUACAACUAAUCUGUAAUAUAAUCUAUUGCUUCCUUACAUCCCCACAAGACAACUACGUUCUUCCAUUGACAGUAGAACCCUCUCAAUCCCAAGAACCAAAACUAAGACCAUUGGUGAACGCUCCUUCUACUUCCGUGGGCCCACGUUCUGGAACCAGCUCCCCUUCCAUAUCCGUCAUUGUGAAACCUCGUCCACUUUUUAAAAAUCCCUUAAAACCCAUCUGUUUAGGUCCGCCUAUGACCCGUGAUGCACCCUCUCUGCCCUGCCUCAUUUUCUGUCUCGGGUUAAUCCUGUAAUAUAGGCCAAAACGUGCCAUUUUAAUUGUUUCUAUAGUAUAGUAGUUACUAUCCUAAUGUCUCAUUUUUUUAUUUUAGUUAGUUUACAUGUUUUUAAUAAUUGUAAAGCGCUUGGAGCUUUAAGGUAAGCGCUAUAUAAAAAAGCCUAAACAAAUAAAUAAAUAAACAAUAAAUACUAUUUGUACCAAACAAUUCGUCAAUCAUAGAAUCAAUAUGUACAAAAUAUUGUAUCUAUCAUAGCAUCAAGAAGUCCUAAACAAUUCAUAUGUUAUUGAUCAAAAUGUACCAUACAAAGAAACUGCCAUAGACGCAAUGUGUACCCAAAGUUUCAUCUCUUUUUUGAGCAGCUGAAGGCGCAAAUCUGUACACAUUUAAAACAACCGAGAAAGCCAACAUCUUACAAGACCUUGGUCAGUUUCUUCGAGGUUACUACUGGAUUGGAUUAAAUAAAAUAGAGAACGAAGUAGUCUACAGAUGGGCAGAUGACAACACGAGCUUAGAAAUGUCU
Molecule: messenger RNA, 6690 nt
Organism: Lymnaea stagnalis (great pond snail)
Lineage: Eukaryota; Metazoa; Mollusca; Gastropoda; Lymnaeidae
Source: the annotation of a GenBank genome assembly